Messenger RNA from Alosa alosa (allis shad), 2179 nucleotides. RefSeq names its product thymocyte selection associated family member 2 (gene themis2). Bases 5 to 2086 code for a protein of 693 amino acids. The record is from RefSeq and is a predicted model, not a curated record. Gene Ontology annotation, biological process: T cell receptor signaling pathway. The transcript is spliced from 6 exons. NCBI's taxonomy places the organism in Eukaryota, Metazoa, Chordata, Actinopteri, Clupeiformes, Clupeidae.
AACGAUGGACGGAUCAGGGACAGUUUUGCCCCUGCAAGAAUUCAUCGCAUCCCUGGAUUGUGCUUCACUGCCUCGGAUUCUACAAGUCUGCUCGGGGGUCUACUUUCAAGGGUCAGUGUACGAACUGUCAGGGAGUGAGGUAUGCCUAUCCACUGGGGACCUUAUCAAGGUUAUUGGCCUGAAGCUCUUGUCAGGGAGCUGUGUUGACAUUGCUACCAAUAGCACAUGCGAACUUUCGGUUGACCACAAAGGCCUGUUUAAGAUGGUGGCAGAAGAUAUGCCGUACGACUCGCUGGAGGAGAUGGUAAGCCUGUUGCCUGUGGGGGUGGAUACUGUAGGCUCCUUCUCCUUCAUCAGCCGCUCUGAUCUGACUAUCGACAACUUCACUGUGCCGGCGGGCCAGGAGCUGACCUUGCUGUCGUCUGAGCAGGGCUGUGCCCGUUGCCAGUUGACUGGGCCAGAGGGGUCGACAGCCGAGGUGCGCAUCUCCCUGAAUCACUGCGGCGCAUUUUACGAGUGCCAGAGCGAGCACGGCUACUCCCUGGAGGAGAUCUUGUCGUCCACACGGCUCCGGAGUCGCCGCUUCCGCAGCCUCAAAGCCAAGGCCUGCGGAGGCCCACUGGUUCUCACACCCAUCUAUCAGAUUGAGGCCAUCAUGCACAUGAGGAAAAACAUCGUGAACUUCCCUUCGAGCCUGGAGGUAGACGUUGUCGACGUUACCAACGAGUGCAAGAACGUGGAGUUUGUCAAACCUCUCAAUCUGAUAGAGUUGAGUGUCCAGCCACCGGACGCCUUCCCCACUGUGGCCGAGAUCCUGGAGUCUCCAGAGGGAUCGCGUCACUUCUUCAGCAGCACCUGGCACACACAGCUCAAUAAAGGCCAGAGGCUGGUGCUGCACGGCUGCGGUCAGACCAACAUGGUCCUGGCCUCCACGCCCAAGGGUCGCAAGGCACAGCAGUACUUCCUCAUCUGGGGCAGUUAUGGCGGGCGCCUGCGGCGCAAGGCCCGGGAGUUUUGCUCGGUGUACGAGCUGUACGUGGCCUCGUGCAGAGCGGUCGACGGGCUGCGGGUGAGUGUCACGCGGAACUGCGAGGCGGUGGAGGAGGAGGGCCUGCCCGAGCUGGACAUUGGGGACCAGUUGGACGUGUUGAGGUGUGAGCAAGUGGAGCUGGCUGGGGUAGGGGGGGACAAACAGAGGGUGGAGGCGCUCGUGUGUAGGCGCACAGCAGAGGAAGAUGAUGACGACGAUGAUGAUGAUGAGGAGGAAGGAGAUGGGGAAAGAGAGGGGAAGUGGAGCAGAGAGGACACUAUCUGUUUGCCGCUCUAUAUGGGCGCCCAGUUUAUGGAGGUCAUCACGGACAAGAAGAAGUACACCCUGACUGAGCUCGGGAAAGAGUCCUUGCUGCCACUGGACAUCAAGGUGGCCACGCGGGAUCCUGACCUGGAGAAGGACCCUCUGUCCGGGCUGCCGGCCCUGAGGCUGGAGGAGGCGUCGGUUGAGCCCACCGUCCUUGCCAGCCUGCUGGACAAACCGCAGCGCUGUUUCCAGCUGCCCACGCAGUGGCUGCACAUGUCCGUGUCCUUCACUUCUGAGGCCCUGCCCUGGCCCAAGGGCCAGCCUCCAAAACUCUACCAGGAGACGGUCACAGAAGUUAAGGAGCAUUUCUACUACGAGUUCCGUAAACUCACCAGCAUAGAGGCAGCCCCGCCACCCCGGCCGCCCAAGAGGAAGAUGUCAGUGGGGAAGCCAAAGAAGCCGGCCAAAUCGGACAUGUCCAGGCCUGCUACCCCAGCAAAGAGUAGGAGUCUGUCCAGUAGCUUCUGCCAACUAUCAGUGGACAGUGAGAAGCAGGAAAGAAGUCCUGCCCCACCGCCACCUACGAGCACUGAAGAUGCACCGCCAGUGCUUCCUAGAAAACCCGGCUCAAAGACAGGAAGUACACUGGUGCCAAAUACUUAUGUGGAGAGGCCCCAGAAAAAGUCAAAGGCCAAAGUCACAGAGAGGCACAAUUCAGACAGCGAACAUGACUAUGAGAGCAUGGAGGAGAUGGUGCGAAAUGCUCAGGAGAGCGUCUUGUACUACUGACUUACGAGAAGUACCAGCCAAUCAGUUGCUUCGGUCUGCUAAGACAACCUCAAGGGUUCCUGUGUGUGUGUGUGUGUGUGUGUGUGUGUGUGU